Messenger RNA from Cajanus cajan (pigeon pea), 1337 nucleotides. It is a transcript of the gene SDG20, whose product is annotated as SET domain protein 20. Lineage: Eukaryota; Viridiplantae; Streptophyta; Magnoliopsida; Fabales; Fabaceae. The record is from RefSeq and is a predicted model, not a curated record. Gene Ontology annotation, molecular function: protein binding.
ACAUUGAACCAAUGGUAAUAGGUAAAGUGUUUGGACGAUGCAGCGUAGGAACGGGAAAGAGGGUGGUCUGGUGGAAUGCGCGGAGCUGGUGUUACCCUACCUAACCCCCUCGGAACUCGCGAACGUCUCCUUGACCUGCAAGUCCCUCCUCAAACUCUCUCGCUCCAUCACCCUCCGCCGCUCCUCCGACGCUUCUAGAACCUUCGAGACCCUUCCAGUCCCGUUCCUCAGCACCGCCGCCGAGCCCCACCACCCCUACGCGCACUUCCUCUACACCCCUUCCCUCCUCCUCCUCCUCCCCUCCUUGCGUCAGCCCUGGGGCGGCUCUUCCGCCGUCUCCCCCGCCGCGCCCGCUUCCCAUCGCGCCCAGUCCGUGGGCCUCGUCGGCGCCUCGGCCUGCGAAUGCCGGGCCUGCGGCGGCCCCGCGUGCCCCUGUGCGGGCCUCCGUGGGCUCGACCACGUGGGGAGAGAGUGCGGGCCGGGUUGCUCGUGUGGGCCCCACUGCGGGAAUCGGGCGACCCAGAAUGGGGUUGCGGCGAGGGUGAAGAUUGUGAGGGGUGAGAGAAAAGGAUGGGGGUUGCACUCGGACCAGUUCAUUGCGAAAGGGGAGUUCGUGUUUGAGUAUGCAGGUGAACUCUUGACAACCAAGGAAGCACAGAGGAGACAUCAAUACUAUGAUGAACUUGCUUCACAGGGUCGUUUCUCUUCUGCUCUUUUAGUUGUGAGGGAACAUCUUCCUUCUGGCAAGGCAUGUCUGAGACUAAACAUAGAUGCCACAAGAAUAGGAAAUGUUGCACGGUUUGUAAAUCAUUCAUGUGACGGUGGUAAUUUAAGCACAAAGCUAGUUAGAAGUUCAGGAGCGUUGUUCCCACGCCUCUGCUUUUUUGCUUCAAAAGAUAUCCAAGUAGAUGAAGAACUUACUUUUAGCUAUGGAGAAAUCAGGAAAAGGCCUAAUGGAUUGCCAUGCUUUUGCAGUAGCCCUUCAUGCUUUGGAACAUUGCCCUCUGAAGACACUUGAGACACAUUAAUUGUCAAAGGGAUUUGAUUUUGGUUUCAUGAAAUUGGGAGAGCGCCUCAUUUUGGGGCUUGAAAUUGUAUGUAUAAGGAAAAGGGUAGUUUUUAUAAAUUUGACAAUUGGUCUUAAUAGUCAUUGCAAACCCGCAGCUGUAGGCUAAAUAUCCUUGUACAGGGGGGAGUUUUUAGUUAUGUGAUUGUCUGAUUGAAAUAUAUUUUUAUAAGAAUUUAAUUGAAAUACGCUGAUUAUGUAAAAAUUAUUUAUACCUUCAUCUAAUCAUGUAUUACCAUGUAAUUGAAAAUUGUUAAGUUUUGUAAUAAUU